Messenger RNA from Cornus florida, 1128 nucleotides. Its product is annotated as F-box/kelch-repeat protein At3g06240-like. The record is from RefSeq and is a predicted model, not a curated record. The coding region runs from base 1 to 1128 and encodes 375 amino acids. Gene Ontology annotation, molecular function: protein binding. NCBI's taxonomy places the organism in Eukaryota, Viridiplantae, Streptophyta, Magnoliopsida, Cornales, Cornaceae. The transcript has a single exon.
AUGGCUAUGGAGAAAGACGAGUUAUCACCGAUCCUUCCGUACGAUCUCAUGACGGACGUACUGUCAAGGCUGCCCGUGAAGUCUAUUGUACGGUUCAAGUGUGUAUCCAAGUCUUGGCUCGCCUUGUUCGCACAUCCCCACUUUGUGAGCCUUCACCUCACUCGAUCCCGCAACUCCAAACUCGUGCUUGCAUAUUCGCUCGACUUUCUUUCAAAUUUUCUUCAUCGUCCUAAUACAUUGAACGACCUUUUCGUGCUGUCUUGCGACGGCAUUGUUGAAGCAGCAAGUGAUUAUAUUGAUGGAGGAGGAGGAGCAUUAAUUGACAUCGUUCCUCCUCACGAGCGGAAGCAGCAGGUCUAUAUGGCCGGCUCUUGUCGUGGCUUGGUGUUAUGUCACACGCGCCGUCGUUGUGCGCUAAGCUUGGUGAACCCAUCAACCAGAGAAUUCAUGAGAUUGCCAAUCUCGCAGCUUCACAAAACUUCUUUUAGAUCGGUUGGACUUGGCUAUGAUCCAUCCGCUGAUGACUACAAGGUUGUUCAACUCUCAACCCAUCCCUUUCCUCGUAAAACUGAUAUGAAUAUGACUUUGUAUUCGCUAAAAUCGAAUUCAUGGAGAAGGAUUAGAGAUUUCCCUUUUCGAGCCGAGUCAAUGGAUUCAGGGGUGUUUGUGAAUGGAAAUUUCCACUGGUUCAAUCCUGAUAUGAGUAAAAUUGUUUCUUUUCAUUUGGCUGAGGAAAAAUUCGGGGAUGUUCCAUUACCUGAUGAUAUUAUAGAGGCACCUUUGAUUGGAGUUGUCAGAGGGUGUCUUUGUAUCCUAUCUCGAGCUAAGCUCAUCACAGCUUGGGUGAUGAAUGAAUACGGCAUUGGAGAGUCUUGGACUAAAUUUGAGCUUGACCUUGACGCCCCAAUAUAUGUCACGAACACGAAGCCUUUGAAUUUCUCAAAUAAUGAUGAAAUUUUAUUUGCAAUUCCUGAUACACAAGAGUUUGUUGUGUGCAAUCUAAAAGAGAGAACAUCUAGGCAUAUGGAGUUGAUUAACUCUGAUCUUGAAUGGAGUGAAGCAGAGACAUGUUUGGAGAGUAUUGUUUCACCCCAGGAGAUCAUAAAGAAGGCGGAGGCCAACAAAUAA